This is a messenger RNA of Linnemannia hyalina, 300 nucleotides long. The record is from the annotation of a GenBank genome assembly. NCBI's taxonomy places the organism in Eukaryota, Fungi, Mortierellomycota, Mortierellomycetes, Mortierellales, Mortierellaceae.
AUGUCCACAAGAGUCCUCAACUCGGUCACCCGCCCUGGGCCCGAAUCUAAUCUCCACGCCGUCCCGGCCACCAUCCAAGGAUAUAUCCGCUACCCAUACCACAAUGAGCCCUACCCCGGCAUGAUCGCCACCAAAGACGACCCCACCUCUGUCGUCGAGGGCCUCUUAGUCUUUGGUCACUCCCUCAUGGAUCGCUUCCGCCUCGACCAAUUCGAGGGCUCCGCCCACACGUACAUCUUGAUCAGUCACGUCCUUGGGACUAUGAGGCCUUCAGGAGAGAUCACCUCGAUCUCUGGAUGA